CCGGCUCACCGCCUCGCCUCCUCCAUGCUUCGCCUCUCCACCACUCUCUCUCUCCUCUCGCUCGCUUCCCUUUCCCCGCACCACCCGCGCCGCCUCGUCCGGCUGCGCGCCCUCGCGCCGGCGGCCUCCUCCUCGCCCUCCGCCCGCAGCCUCUGCCUCCUCGAAUGGGGCAAGGUCUGCCGCGCAGUCGCCUCGUUCGCCGGCACCGCGCACGGUCGCGAAGCAACCGAGAAGCAGUUGUGGGGGGUGGAGGACGUGAGCUAUGAGCGGAGCCGGAGGCUGCUACAGGAGACCGAGGCAGCCGUACGGCUGCUUGGCACCUCCGGUGGGUCAUUCGAUUUCUCCGGGCUGGACACCGUCACGGUAGAGGCAGCAAUACAAUGUGUCUCUGGCGGUUCCGUGAUAAAAGGCCAGGAAGCUAUGGCGGUUGUUAGCCUGAUGCUGUUUGUUGAAUCCUUGCAAGUUACUAUUAGAGCUGCUAUGAGGCAAGAUGAAGAGUCGCAUAAUCUAUUAAUGCCCCUUACAGAAACUAUUCUAGAGGCCGUUGUUAAUAAGUCACUAGUGAAGUCUAUACAAGAUAUCAUAGAUGAUGAUGGUUCCGUAAAAGACACUGCAAGCCCUGAGCUAAGACGAUAUCGAGAGCAAGUUCAGUCCCUAGAGAGCAGGUUAUGUCAGCUUAUGGACAGGCUGAUACGGAAUUCUGACAGUGAAGCUUCCUUGUCGGAAGUAAGCAUUGUAAACGGAAGAUGCUGCAUUAAAGUAACUGGGGAUAAGUCUCUGAGUUUUGAUGGACUACUACUCUCCAGUGGUUCAGAUGCUGGAAGUAUGAUAGAACCAAUUGUUGCUGUUCCACUGAACGAUGAGCUGCAGGGGGCAAGAGCGCUAGUGGCUAGAGCUGAACUUGAUGCUUUAUCAAAACUGACCGACAAGAUUCUUCUUGAGCUUGAUAAUAUUCAGAUUCUGCUGCAGGAAACAAUCACGCUCGAUAAGGUCACGGCUCGUGCAAAAUACAGUAUAGCAUAUGAUGGUACACUUCCUGACCUGUAUUUGCCAAAAUUUGAGCAUGAAACUGUCAAUACUGCUACAGAUUGGCCUGUCAGUGCAACUUCCUCUGCUCAACUCCCUAAGAAGCCAUGGAAAGUGUUCAUUCCAAAUGCAUUCCACCCACUAUUGCUCCAGCAGCACCAGGAAAAUUUGCGUCGUAUCAAAAAGGAUGUUGCAAGUGCCACAGCAGAGAUUCGGAGGAGGAGGAUAUACGGACAAGAUAUUGCAGAGGAAGAUCAACUGGCGUCAGACCUUGAUUCUAUGAAAAAUAGGGUUUCCAAGCUGGAGAGGAACCAUCCGAUACCGGUAGAUUUUAUGAUUGGUGAAGAAACUACUGUUUUGGUCAUAACUGGCCCAAAUACAGGAGGAAAAACAAUCAGCUUGAAGACGGUUGGUCUGGCAUCUUUAAUGGCCAAGAUAGGUCUAUACAUUCUAGCUUCUGAACCAGUUAAAAUUCCAUGGUUCGAUGCGGUUUAUGCUGACAUUGGAGAUGAGCAAUCGCUGACUCAAUCGCUCUCUACAUUUUCUGGGCAUCUGAAGCAGAUUGGGGCUAUUCGUGCUCAGUCAACAUCACAAUCCUUGGUCCUUUUGGAUGAGGUUGGUGCGGGGACAAAUCCACUUGAAGGAGCUGCUUUGGGGAUGUCUCUCUUGGAGUCUUUUGCUGAAGCUGGUUCCUUUCUGACUCUAGCUACAACCCACCAUGGAGAACUUAAAACACUAAAAUACAGCAAUGAUUCAUUUGAGAAUGCAUGCGUGGAAUUUGAUGAAGAAAAUCUGAAGCCCACAUUCAGGAUACUUUGGGGAAUACCAGGCCGUUCCAAUGCAAUCAACAUUGCUGAAAGACUAGGUUUGCCCUUGGAUAUAAUAGAAAGUGCUCGGCACUUACUUGGAACAGCUGGUGCAGAGAUAAAUGCGUUGAUCAUGGACAUGGAAAAAUUUAAACAAGAAUACGAUGAACAGCUUCAGCAGGCCCAACAUUAUCUUAUGCAGUCCAGGGAGCUUCAUAAUAACUUGGAAGUGGCGCAGAAGAAUGUUAUGGAUCACACUAUUGCUCAGCGGAAAAGAAAGUCAAGAGUAGUUUCGGAGUAUGCUGUUAUGGCUCGUUCGAUCAUUCAUAAGAAGUUUCAGCAGUUCAGGGAAUCUGCAAUAGCUCAAAGAGUACUAGAAGAAGAGAGGGCUGUGGAGAAGGCCAAAUCUGAGAGGGUCAAGGGCCCAGAGCCGUCAAGUACUUCUGCCAUUAAAAUGGCACAGAACACAAAUAGCAGCAUGGCCACAGAAGCUAAUGAUGAAGAUGGUGGGAUUCCAGAAGUUGGAGAUUUAGUUUAUGUUCCUAAGCUCAAGAAUCAGGCCACUGUAGUAAAAAUAGAUUCGUCCAAAAAUGAAGUUCAAAUCCAAGCUGGCAUGAUGAAGCUCAAACUAAAGUUGAAAGAUGUCGUGAUCCAGAAACGGAGGAUAUCCAGAUAGAGCGGUUGCACUACCCUGCAAUAUCAGAGAUAAGUGUGUAAAUGUUGCUCUGUUCAAUAUAAUAUAGCAUUUUCCUCUCCCACAUCUCCAUUUUGACUAAUCAUAUAAUCAUGCAGCUGUAUAUCCAUAGUUUGCAUGUAAAUUUAGCUGUUAUUUUUCUUUACCAGGGUGUAAAUCUAACUGUUAGUACGGUACUUGAGCUACUUUUUGGAAGUUGACAAGUGUCACUGGUAAACGCAGCAGAAGGUUAAUAAUAGCAUUACAGGGAAACACAAUUCAUUUUCA
Molecule: messenger RNA, 2793 nt
Organism: Brachypodium distachyon (stiff brome)
Lineage: Eukaryota; Viridiplantae; Streptophyta; Magnoliopsida; Poales; Poaceae
Product: endonuclease MutS2
Exons: 20
Coding region: 25-2508 (827 amino acids)
Biological process (GO): negative regulation of DNA recombination; mismatch repair
Molecular function (GO): ATP binding; endonuclease activity; mismatched DNA binding
Source: RefSeq, a predicted model, not a curated record